Messenger RNA from Bicyclus anynana (squinting bush brown), 2660 nucleotides. RefSeq names its product PR domain zinc finger protein 5. The transcript is spliced from 8 exons. The coding region runs from base 383 to 2602 and encodes 739 amino acids. NCBI's taxonomy places the organism in Eukaryota, Metazoa, Arthropoda, Insecta, Lepidoptera, Nymphalidae. Gene Ontology annotation, molecular function: RNA polymerase II cis-regulatory region sequence-specific DNA binding; DNA-binding transcription factor activity, RNA polymerase II-specific. The record is from RefSeq and is a predicted model, not a curated record. Gene Ontology annotation, biological process: regulation of transcription by RNA polymerase II. Gene Ontology annotation, cellular component: nucleus.
CAUUGACAGCUGACAUAUCAGUAUUAAGGAAUUUUCAAUUUUACUAAAUUCAAUUUCAAUAUUUAUAUUUUAUUUAUUUUAUUGAGCUGUUUGUGAUUUUCAUGGAAUUUUAGAUUGCUAAAUAAGUGAACCAAAUACAAACUAAAAUUACAAGAUCGAACCGGAAAGAUUGAAUUCUCAUCCAUACGGUAAACCUAAACAACAAAUUGUUGUAAAGAAUUCAUCAAUCUUCCCUUGAAAAAUUAACUGGUUUUAAAAUAGGUCUGCUCUGCGGUAUAUUUAGUAUAGAUCUCAGAAUAGAAAAGCAUUCGAAAAGGUUAGCGAUUAUACCCAAUUUUACUCGCUAACCAAAGAUCUCUUUAGAUCAGGGAACGUUGUUACAAUGACUUACCUUUGCUUUGUAUGCAAUGAUGGAGUUAUUAAUAACAUAGAUGAUACCACAAGGGACAAAUAUAGAGAUGUUAUUGGUGUUCUUUUGGUUCCAGAUUCCCAAUUGUGCUAUAUAUGCUGUCAUGUAUUACAUAAACUGUGGAUGUUCAAGACAGUUUGUCUGGAGAGGAGCUUGGAACAUCCUACUUUACAAAGCAAAAAAUGUUCCAUAAAAUUACAGAAAAGCGACUUAGAAAUUCACAUCCUAUGUCCCGAGAAAUGUUAUGAACACAAACAAUUACAUAGCAACAAAAGCUAUCAAUAUAAUGAAGAUUCCAAUGAUUACAACUCUCAAUACAUAAAUAAUGUUGUAUAUAUACAAAAUGAUAAUCAAUACAUUGACAAUGUAAACGAUGACUUUGAAUACAUUGAUAGAAAUAAUCAAUAUACAAACCAUGAUAAUUUAAAAUUAAAUUGCAAUGAACAUGGUCAAAUUAAACGCAAUACAAUAACACAAUUCAACUAUGAUGUAAAUAAUGAUUUUGAAUACAUUGAUAAAGACAAAGAAUAUACUAAUAAUGCUAAUUUAAAAGUAGAUAGCAAUGAACAUACCAAACAUACCAUAACACAUGUAACAAUGCAACAGUUCAACUAUGAUGCAAAUAAUGAUUUUGAAUACAUUGACAAAGACAAUCAAUAUAUCAAUGAUGAUAUUUUAAAAUUAGCAAGCAAUAACCAUAAUAUUCAACAUGUCUCAAUGCAACAAUUCAAUUAUGAUGCAAAUAAUGAUUUUGAAUACAUUGAUAAAGACAAUCAUUUAAAUGAUAAUAAUGCAAAAUUAGAAUGUGAUGCUCCAAACAAUAAACAUAAUUCAAUGGAACAAAUAAAGUAUGAUGUAACACAAACAAAUAUUAAUCAGGAUUCAAAAAAUGAUCAAUCAAUAGAUGAUGAUAUGAGACUUGAUGAUCAAUUGAUUAAACAAUCAGUGAAUGAUGAUACGAUAGAUGAUAAUCACAUGAUUGAGUCGAAUAAUCAACAGAACAAAUUAACAGAUAUUAUAGAAAAUAGUAACUUGAUAUAUGACAAUAAAAUUGAAAAUGAUAAUACAGAAAUCUUAGAAGCAAUUCAUAAUAUCAAUUUAGAAACAAAUCAUAAUAACGAUAAGUUAGACAUUUCUAAACAAGAGGAUAUUGAAGAAAAUGUUGAUAAAAAUAGUGAUAGUGAAAAGAAGAUUAAAAAGAAGUCUAGUAAAGUUUUCAAGAGGAUAAUUUUGAGUUUAGAGAAGCAGAAAGCAGAGUUAGAAGCUAACAGAAAGAAGAAGAAGUAUAUGGAAGCUGAAUUCAAGUGUUAUAACUGUGCUCUGAGCUUCCUGUUUAAGGAUACGUAUCAAGUCCAUAUGAUGAGGCAUGAAGAGUCCAACGGUGAGUACGUAUGUCCAGCGUGUACACUCCGUUUCGCGAGCCCUGCUCUGCUGCGGGUGCACGUCGCUGGGCACGCCGAGCGCCACGCGUGCCGGCGCUGCGGCGAGGUGCUGCGCCCCCGCGCGCGCCGGAAGCACCCCUGCGCGAGCGGCACUCCGCCCCAGCAGGUCGCUUGCCAUCUGUGCGGGAACCUACUCAAAGACGCAAAUGGUCUGCAGCAGCAUUUAAAAAGAGUCCACGCGAACAAAGUCAGCGCGCGACGCUAUGCGUGCAAUGUAUGUGGAGAUAGCUAUACUAGACAGGGGGCUCUUCGGACCCAUAUGAUUAAACACAUAAACCGCAAGUUUCCCUGCGAGCUGUGCGCGCGUAGCUACAGCAGUCCGUACACGCUGGCGCAGCACAAGAGAACCCACCACGCCGCGCCGCUCACACACCACUGCGAUACGUGCGGCGCGGGCUACGGCUCCAGGAAGAGUCUGCUCGCGCACAUGAGGAAUACUAGCAACCAUUCUACCACUACAUACGAGUGCCCCAUAUGCAGUCGCGUGUGCCCCAACCAAAAGUCGCUCGCGUCCCACAUCCAGUGCGUGCACUCGAGUCGCAAGGACUACGCGUGCGCGCUGUGCCCCGCGCGCUACACCAGCAGGAAGUCGCUCGUGCGACACGCGCUCGCGCACACCGGCCGCGCGCCGGCGAGGGUCGUCGUGUGCCAUUUGUGCGGGAAUCAUUUCAAGGAUAACAGUAAACUGAACAGACACAUCCGAGAAGUAUGCAAGAAGGCGAAAGAAGAACAAAUGGCUGUGUACAGUUAGAAGUAUUGUUGUAUAAUAAGUAUAAUCUGUGAUAUUACAAUAAAUUGUUUUCUCUUAU